AUGAGAUUGUUGGCGGAAUUUAAAGAAGAAUUUGAAGGAAGAGAUGGAAAGCUGGUUUCUGCUUAUGUAAAUUGGAAAGCCUUAAAAGAGAGGACCCAAGACAUGCAUGAGGUCGCCAAGAUUGAGUCAAAGUUGAGAUCUGAGCAUGACAAUGAGCAAACCGAAGAUGGCAUGUCUAAUUCAACAGUGGCUGGUCUUGCUCCUCAAGAACUUGUUCCCAUUGACCCUGUUCGUCUUGAUGGGAAGAACUACCCGAUCUGGGGGCGGCGAAUGGAGUUUUUCCUCAAGGAAUUAAAAGUUGAAUAUGUACUCUACGAGCCAUGCCCUAGCAUUAUGCUAGGAUCUGAAGCAACUACUGAAGAAAUUGCUGGAUCGAAGGCUGCUGAAGAGAAAUGGAUCAAGGAUGACUUUAUGUGCCUUCGCACCAUCUUGAACUAUCUAUGUGAUGAUCUCCUCCAUCGUUACGCAAAGAGAAAGAAAACUACAACUGCUAAACAACUGUGGGACGAUCUAAAAUUAAUGUUCGGAACAAAGAGAUCUCUGGUUAGAAAGUACAUGGAAUUUCAGAUGGUUGAUGAGAAGACAGUUGUGGAGCAAGUUCAAGAAUUCAAUUGCAUUUUCGAUGACGUUGUGGCUUCUGGAAUGACGUUGAGUGAGAAAUUUCAUGUCUCUGCCAUCUUAAUUAACCAAGCUCCCUGCCUCUUGGAAGUACUCAAACAUCAAGUUAUUGACGGGGAAGGAGAAGCCUUUGACUUUAGAAGUGUUGAUGGAUAG
Messenger RNA from Prunus armeniaca (apricot), 774 nucleotides. The record is from the annotation of a GenBank genome assembly. Lineage: Eukaryota; Viridiplantae; Streptophyta; Magnoliopsida; Rosales; Rosaceae.